Molecule: messenger RNA, 2094 nt
Organism: Physcomitrium patens
Lineage: Eukaryota; Viridiplantae; Streptophyta; Bryopsida; Funariales; Funariaceae
Biological process (GO): maturation of SSU-rRNA from tricistronic rRNA transcript (SSU-rRNA, 5.8S rRNA, LSU-rRNA)
Cellular component (GO): small-subunit processome; nucleolus
Molecular function (GO): protein binding
Source: RefSeq, a predicted model, not a curated record
CAAUUGAAUAGUUCAGUAAUUCGUUCCGCUUCCGUGGAUGAAGCGCGUCGGCCAGGUUCCGUUAUCUAAACCCUAAUUCCUGCCAGGGUUAGUCGGUCACGUUGUAAUCUCACUCGCGCUUUGCUUGCAGAAGCAUUGCGAAAUUCAGGUGCAGGGAUUCUGAUAUUCUGGAAAGAUGAAGGUUAAGGUCAUAGCUCGCUCCGAGGAGGAAUUCACCAAAGAGCGGAGCCAGGAUUUGCAGAAGGUGUUUCGCAAUUUGGAUCCAGCUCUUCAUCCGCAGGAAAGGGCGCAUGAGUACGUUCGAGCUCUCAAUGCUGCCAAAUUGGACAAGGUUUUUGCAAAGCCCUUCGUUGGAGCUUUAAAUGGACACGCAGAUGGUGUCUCUUGUAUGGUCAAGAAUCCUCGUCGGCUGAAUUGCCUCGUCUCAGCUUCCUUGGAUGGAGACAUUCGGUUGUGGGAUGUAGCGUACAGACGCACCGUGAGGCAGUUUCCAGGACAUAAAGGGGCCGUGCGGGGAUUGGCUAUAUCUUCUGAUGGAGAUCAUUUGGUGUCCUGCGGGGACGAUUGCACAGUGCGGUUGUGGGAAGUGCCAUCCGCGUUUACUGGGGAAUCUACUGGUGACGAGAUCGAUAUCAUAGAGCCUGUGGCAACAUAUCAAGGUAAAAAUGCCUUUAGGACUGUGGAUCAUCGAUGGGACAGCCAAGUAUUUGCGACAGGUGGUGCUCAGGUUGACGUUUGGGAUCACAACAGGUCUGAGCCGAUCAACACUUUCACAUGGGGUGCAGACUCUAUACUUUCGUUGAAAUUCAAUCCAGCUGAGCAUGAUGUGUUCGCUACCACUGCCAGCGAUCGAAGUAUUGCUUUGUAUGACCUCCGAAUGGGAACUCCACUGAGAAAAGUAAUCAUGCAGACCAAAACCAAUGCUGUCGCAUGGAACCCUCGAGAACCAAUGAAUUUCACUGCUGCCAAUGAGGAUGGGAACUGCUACAGUUAUGAUAUGCGCAAAUUGAAGUAUUCCAUGUGUAUACAUAAAGAUCACGUAUCAGCUGUGAUGGCUGUAGACUAUUCGCCAACUGGACGAGAAUUCGUGACAGGCUCAUACGAUAGGACGAUUAGGAUUUUUGCAUACAACGGAGGCCACAGUAAAGAAGUGUAUCAUACUAAACGGAUGCAAAGGGUUUUCUCUGUGAGCUUCAGUGGCGACGCAACAUACGUGCUUUCUGGUAGUGACGAUACUAAUAUUCGGGUGUGGAAGGCGAAGGCUUCCGAGCAACUAGGAGUGUUAGUACCACGAGAAAAACAAAGGCAUGCUUAUCUGGACGCUGUCAAACAACGCUACAAGCAUCUACCCGAAAUCAAUCGUAUCAACAGGCAUCGACACUUGCCGAAACCCAUUUACAAGGCUAGCAAAAUGCGACAUGCCGUUGCGGACUCUGAAAGGAAGAAAGAAAGCCGGAAAAGAGCUCAUAGUGCUCCUGGAGCUAUUCCACUUACUUCUGCUCGAAAGAAACGGAUUGUUACUGAGAUUGAGUAAUAUCUCCGAAAUGUGUGCAAUCUUCUAUUCAUGAAGCGAGGUCCUCUUCAACAUGCGCGUUGCUUUGCUUCUGCUCUUAUUAUUAUCAUGAUUUAUGGUAUCGUGUACCGGCUUCACUUGCAACGUUGUUCCGGCUGUACUGGACGGAAGUGGACAAGAGGUCGAAGCGGAAGUGGACAUGCGAGCAGCACCACAGUACUUUUUCAUCUGCGUUCCUUUCAAUUAGUUAAAAUUGGAUGAAUCAUUGUAAUAUUUACAGGAUGCAGGAUGUUACAAUUAGCGUCCAUUCUUGAUUUCGACAGAUUCUGUACGUGAAUGUCUUCGGAAUGGUCUAUUAGCGUUGAAAUGAUAAUCGCCUAGUUUUAGUGGAAUGAUUUGGUAGUCUUCGAAAUUUAGCGAUAUUACAUCUGAGGCUCCUGAUCUGAGGAUUCUGCUGCUUUUAUAUCGGAAGCAUGGAUUAGCAUCGUCCUUUUCGGUGUUGGGCAAAAAAUCAUGAUUGGUAUCGAAUUUGAUCUAACCAGGACAUCACUUCUCCAGAAAAGAAGCGAAGUUAAUUUCAA